This is a messenger RNA of Lachancea meyersii CBS 8951, 174 nucleotides long. Lineage: Eukaryota; Fungi; Ascomycota; Saccharomycetes; Saccharomycetales; Saccharomycetaceae. The record is from the annotation of a GenBank genome assembly.
AUGUCCGGAAGAUUAAAUGUCCAAGGUGCCGGCUCUCCUGCCAAAAAAGCGUCCAAAUUCGAGCAAUUUAGACAGACCCCAGCGUUUCCCGUUUUGGUCAACUUAAGUCUCUUCGUGGGCGGCGUUGCGUUUAUCCAGUCGCCUUUGAUGGACAUGAUGGCUCCCCAGCUUUGA